Messenger RNA from Myiozetetes cayanensis, 3296 nucleotides. RefSeq names its product cyclic GMP-AMP synthase (gene CGAS). The transcript has 6 exons. Gene Ontology annotation, molecular function: double-stranded DNA binding; 2',3'-cyclic GMP-AMP synthase activity; chromatin binding. Bases 1 to 1455 code for a protein of 484 amino acids. The record is from RefSeq and is a predicted model, not a curated record. NCBI's taxonomy places the organism in Eukaryota, Metazoa, Chordata, Aves, Passeriformes, Tyrannidae. Gene Ontology annotation, biological process: cellular response to exogenous dsRNA; activation of innate immune response; DNA damage response. Gene Ontology annotation, cellular component: site of double-strand break; cytosol; nucleus.
AUGGACGGCAGGGGCGGCACACGGGCGCGGGGCAGGCGGGGGUCGCGAACCGCAGCUCCGCGGGGCCGGGGCGCCCCGAGGAGCGCAGCCCGCAGCCCUUCGCGGGGCCGCGUCGCGGGCGAAAGCCCGAGCGAUGCCACGACCCGCCAGGCGCCGCGGACGGAUGGACCCCCCGCCCGGGGUGGGCGCCCAGGGCGGCGAGCCCCCACUGCCACGGCCCUCCCGGCGGCCGGCGUAGAGCCACCCCUUACCCCUCGGAGCAGGGCGCCGGCCGCCAGAGUCCCGGAGGCCUCGCAGAAGGUCCCAGUGGUGCCCGACGGGGCGGCCGCUGCCCCCGUGGCCGUCCCCCGACCCCCGCCGGACACCCUGCGGCUCCGCGAGGUGCUGUCGCGGCUCAGCCUGGGCCGCAAGGACGUGUCCGAGGCGUCGAAGCUGGUGAAUUUGGUGGUUCCGCACCUCUUCCAGACUAUCCGGAGCAGGGACGGCGCCUUCAGCUCCAUGGAGCAGUACAGCGCCGGGAGCUACUACGAGCGCGUCAAGAUAUCUCAACCAAAUGAAUUUGACAUCAUGUUUGUAAUAUGUGUUGAAAGCCUUCAGCUGGAUGAGUCUGAUGACACAGGAGCCUAUUAUUACCUAACAUUCAAAAGAAAUCCAAAAGAAAAGUAUUUUUUGAAGUUUUUAGAUGAAGAUGGAAAACUAUCAGCCUUUAAAAUGCUUCAAGCACUUAGAGAAAUUAUUAAGCAAGAAGUAAAAAACUUUAAAAAUGUGGAGGUAACUGUGACAAGGAAAAAGGCUGGAAGCCCUGCAAUAACUCUUCAGAUCAAAAAUCCUCCAUUGGAUAUAUCGGUGGACAUCAUCUUGACUUUGAAAGUUCAGCACAGCUGGCCGCCCAGCACACAGGACGGCCUCAAAAUUGAACAGUGGCUGGGAACAAAAGCCAGGAGAGAUUUCAAAUUUACAGCACUUUAUUUAGUAGCCAAGCAAAACAAAAGAGAAAAGGUUCUAAAAGGAAACACAUGGCGACUCUCCUUCUCACAUAUUGAGAAGCGCAUGAUGGAGAACCAUGGCCACUCAAGGACGUGUUGUGAAUCUCAUGGAUCAAAGUGCUGUAGGAAAGGUUGUCUUAAGCUGCUGAAGUAUCUUCUAGAGCAACUUAAAAUGCAAUAUCCAAAAGAGCUGGAAAAAUUCUGUUCAUAUCAUGUCAAAACUGCUCUUUUCCACUCUUGUGUCAUGUGGCCAAAUGACACAGAUUGGAUUUUGGAAGACCUGGAUCACUGCUUUCAGAAAUGUCUGGAAUAUUUCAUGGAGUGCCUGCAAAAGUCUCAGCUGCCGCACUUCUUUAUUCCCAAAUACAACUUGCUCAGUCUGCAAGAGAGAGCGAGCAAUCAUUUCCUUUCAAGACAGAUAAGCCAUCAACUGAAUAACAGAUUCCCAAUAUUUCAGGAGAGCUGUUAAACUCACUGUUUACAUUGGCUAUCUAAUCAUGUAUAUUUGCAUAUUUAAAACAAAAAGUUCUGUAGCAUAAGUUACUCUUCAGUAGUCUGGUGAUAAAACCCAAAAAAACCAAAACCAAAAUAAAAUCAAGAAGACCAAGAGAAAAUUGCAUACUUCAGUCACACUGCUUAGCCUUAAUCCUUAAAAGAAAUGGGAUGAUUUAAGUAAUACUUACCUUCCCUAUCCAAAUGCAGAUGUCACCUGCAAAUUAUAUGCAAGGUACACUAAGAAGAUACAUAGAAUUUGCAAUAGUUGAUUUCCUACAUGUAAUUUCUACAUUUCUAAGUACAAAGGCAUCAAAAAGUGCAUAAAGGGAAAAAUGACUAUUUAAAAUGAAGAUCCUCUGCAGAAUAUCCAAAAUACACUCUUGCUUUCAAAAGAAAAAAAAAGUCACUGGAGUUACUUUGACAUUAAUCAGAACAAUGCCAGAUUGCUUGAGUGGAUGAAGACCUGUUGCAGAGGACAAUCACCAGCAAUGGUGAAUAGAGAGAAUUUCGUAUCAAAAUAACGUGAAGUUCCUGAAGCAACUUUUCCUUUCUGAGUCUUCAGAAUUUCUUUGGAAUUGAGUCUUUUCACUGGACUUUGGAUAGGAAGCAACCACUAUUUAAUACGCUACAACUCAGUAAAAGUUACUGUGCCAAUGAAUAUUUGUAUCAUGAAUCUUGUAGAAAGAAAUGCAUCUUUCAACCCCUAUCAAAGAGGAAGACUUGAUAUGAAAGGUUAUCAAAACCAAAAUGCAGCAUGAAUGUGACACUCUUGAAAUUAAAUUCAGCUCUGUUUUUCUCAUGUUGAAGAAAUGUGUGUUAGGGAAAAAAAUUAUUUCCUAUUACUAAAAUUGUGCAGGUGAGAAAUACACAGCAUUUGGGAACUGCUGAGCUCUAGGUAAAUACAUAUUUUGCAUCUUCCUGAAGAAGCCGUGGCAAGUCUGUAUUUUUAGCCUACUUUUUGAAGGCAAAAUAACCUACUGGCUUAAAUAAUGCCAAGAUUCCACCUCAAUUUUGAGCAAAUAAAGAGGCAAGAUCAAAAGAACAUUUAUAGAAUAAUUUCAUUAAAAUAUUUUCAUUUCAAUAAAUUCAGUUUAUUAAUUUACUUAUAUGACACAUAAACACAAGUUCAGACCAAGCAUCAAACUCUUCCCAUAUAAAUUCCAAAGAGAGAAAAUAUGCUCCACUGUCUGUAGGAGUCUGUGUGACAGAAACUGACAUCCAAAUAUAAAAUGUGAAUCAACUUUAUCUGAAGGAAAUAAAAGCUGACCUUCAAGCGUAUUCGUUUCUCCAUGACUUUUGUUAACAUGGCUCUAGUAAACUCUGGUUUUCUUCUUUAUGCUAGAAUAUUACAUCCGUGAAAAUAAGAGUAGAAGCUGUUUUUUCCGCAGUUAACCACAAAAAUAGACUUCUUGUCAUUCUCUCUUCCAUUAGAAGAAAAUGCAGACCUCUCAAAAAAAGUCUUAACAAAAAAGACUUUUAAGUUUUCUUUAAAACUUGCUUUAGCAAACAGAAGUUACUACAAAGAGAGCAGUUUUCAAAUAACUAAGUUAUCCUUAGAAAUACUUUGUGCCUGUGGCAGAUGUGACACAUCAAGGCAAAAGUACAGUAUUUUGAAGCUACAUUGGCAAACAUUGCUUACAAUGACUAAUUCAGUUCUCUGAAAAUAAAAUGAAAAAUUAUAUUUUAUAUUCAUAUAUAUCAGUACUGCAUUUAACUAAACCCCCCCUGAAACCAAUUUAAAUGGUUUAUUUAAAUGGGCAGGUACAGAAAACAAUCAAAUGAGAAACGAAACUUAUAAAUUCAAGCCCAUAGAUG